CUUUGCUUGGCUUGCCAAAAAGAGUAUUGUUAUUUUUACACCGUUUUUACAGUAAUAUCAGUGUUUAUCACCAAUAGGUAUUAGCAUGGCUGACGAAUAUGCUGCAGUCAAAAGAGGAAAACUUGUUUUAAAAGGCGACAAACCAAAAGCGAAAAAGCGUAAACACAAGAAGAAUAAAGACAAAUCGGACAGUUCUAAAGUAGACGAAGAUUUUAUUAAGCACGGAGGAUGGUGGAAAGUGGAGAAAAUCGAAGAUGUAGUCGGUUCCAUUUCAAUCGAGUUUGGGAACAAUGCUUACAUUUCGGCGCUUGAUAAUGGCCUGUUCACGGUUGGAGCGCCUCACGGGGACGGCGAAGGGCCGGCGCCAGAGGAGAUAUUCACCGCUUUCCCAGCUGGAGAAACGAAGUUUGCCCUUAAGUCCGGUUAUGGGAAAUAUCUGGGAGUGUCGAAGGAGGGAGUGGUGAUUGGGAGGUCUGACGCGGUGGGGCCAAUGGAGCAAUGGGAGCCGGUGUGGCAAGAAGGCAAAACAGCAAUCCUCAGCGCCCUAAACAAAUUCAUGUGUGUGAGCCCGGAGGAUGAUUCCGUUGUAGCUCGGAAUGCAGCAGCGGGAGAUACAGAGUUCUGCAGCAUACGCAGCAACAAAACAAAGGAGGUGAACACUGUGGUGCUGCCGGACGAGGAGCAAGGGAACCUUAAUGAGGUGGAAGUUAACUAUGUGAGAAAAUUCCAGAAAUUCCAGGAUAAAAAACUCAAACUAAACGAUGGGGCAGUUUCUGAGCUGAAGAGAGCUAAGGCAGAGGGCACUUUGCAUGAGACGCUGCUUGACAGACGGAGCAAGAUGAAAGCGGAUAGAUAUUGUAAAUAACUUUAUAAAUAUAGGUGUUUAAGAAUCA
Messenger RNA from Cydia strobilella, 893 nucleotides. RefSeq names its product protein FRG1 homolog (gene FRG1). Bases 86 to 865 code for a protein of 259 amino acids. Gene Ontology annotation, molecular function: actin filament binding. Gene Ontology annotation, cellular component: striated muscle dense body; catalytic step 2 spliceosome; nucleolus. The record is from RefSeq and is a predicted model, not a curated record. NCBI's taxonomy places the organism in Eukaryota, Metazoa, Arthropoda, Insecta, Lepidoptera, Tortricidae. The transcript has 4 exons.